Messenger RNA from Hordeum vulgare subsp. vulgare (domesticated barley), 1684 nucleotides. RefSeq lists its product as uncharacterized. Bases 268 to 1467 code for a protein of 399 amino acids. The transcript has 3 exons. The record is from RefSeq and is a predicted model, not a curated record. NCBI's taxonomy places the organism in Eukaryota, Viridiplantae, Streptophyta, Magnoliopsida, Poales, Poaceae. Gene Ontology annotation, molecular function: protein binding.
GGACUCCCUCGCCUCCUCCCCGCAAUGGCCUCCAGAUGGAGCUCUCCUCCUGGCCUCGGUGCGGACGAGCACGGCGCCUCUAGGGUUUGACCCGCCUCGUUCAACCAACCCGCUCUCCCGCUUCACGCCGUAAUCCCAUGGUAGCACGCCGGACCGCAUUCUUCCCCGACGCAGAAACCAAGGAACACGCCCGCUUUGCCGCCGUUGCUUGCUGCCGCCGUCGCCGGACCUCCUUCUCUGGCGCGUCCCGUCUCCGAGGUUCACACGAUGCCGGACAGGAGAGGCGCCACCCUGCUCGAGGACCUGCCCGAGGACAUCAUCAACAAGAUACUCGUCCUGUUGCCGUCCAAGGACGUCGGCCGCUGUCGAGUUGUCAACACGUCAAUGUGCAGUGCCACAUCCACGCCUGAAUUCAUGCUCCAACACCACAGACGCCAGCCGUCGCUCCCCAUUGUCGAUGGGCUGGGACGGCCUGCCAAUCACGUCGUCUUGGGCGACGCCGCUGCUGGUGCUUCCAAUCAACAGCUUUGGCCUUUUCUCUCAAGCUCCAAACGCAGUAUCGAGAAUAAUCUCGCAGCCGUCUGUGAUGGCUUCCUUAUCGUUUCUUGGGAAAACAAAUUCUACAUCUGCAAUCCCGUGACCCGCAAGCAUGCUCUCCUACCCCAGCCUCAAGCUGGACAAUACAUCCGCAAUAUCGUGGUCGGUUUCUACCGGCACCAUCCAACUGGAGAAUACAGGGUUCUCUGGGUAUCAGGGCCAGAUUACUCGUUUAUAUCCAACUUAUAUGUCGUCACAGUGGGAUCCGACAGGCCACAGUGCAUCAGCGUCAGAUUGCCAGCAGAAGAGAAGUUAUGGAACAAGCUGCCCUCUUCAAAUUCAUCAGCCGUACACCACCGUGGCAGCCUGCACUGGCAUCCUUAUGGCACAAAUGAUAUUACAGGAGACGUUAGAGAUAUUGUUGUGUUCGACACAGAAACAGAGUCAUUCCGGCGGAUGCACAGUCCCACCCAGCAGUGCCGUUACGGGAACUUGUUUGACAUGGAGGGGACGCUUGCUUUGUGGAGCGGCUUGGUUUCCAAGUCCACUUCUAUGGAUGUCUGGGUGAUGCAGGAUUACGAGGCUGAAACCUGGGCUUUCAAGUACCGGAUUGACGUGUCAAUGGUGGAGACAUCAAGACAACUUUAUUUAACUUCUUUGAAAAAGAAAAAGAGUAGACCACUCGAAUCCACGGUGCAAUUACUUAAUGAUAUGGCUGUGUUGAACGAGAGUGAGCUGCUGAUCAGGUUUAACUGCAAACAUGUGUUGCGCUGUGGUAUUGAUGGCAAGUUCUUAGGUAUUGUGAACAUUGGAAAAAGUCAGUAUCAAAUGUUUCUUACCGGCCACCGCCUCAAAGAGAGCAUUGUUCCAAUUCCAGGCCAUGAGAUGCAAGAAGAUGAGGAGGCUCCAUUCUCCACAGGGCAUGUCUGAAUGAUCAUGACUUCUGGUUUCCGUUGCUUUUAUUCAGAUCAUGUCUUCUGUUCUUAGCUCUUCUUACUUAGUAGUACUACCAGACCAGCAGUAGAACAUGCCAUUUUGGAUGGUUGCAGUAGCACCUGUGAUGUCAUCAUUUGGUGUGUAUGAUGAAGUGCUGAAUAUCCUCUUAAUGAUCUGUAGUGUCUAAUAUCGAUAUACUCCCUCCGUUCCU